CCCGUGAGACGUGCGCAUGGACUCUCUUCUGAGGGUUGGUGCGCACAGGCCCCAGCGGAGGGGGCGGGGAGCUCUCCAGGUGCGGAGGAUCACCUGGGAAAAUGGGGAGAGGAGGAACUGGCUCUCGAACCACAAGCAAGGCGGAUUACCUAGGUAUGAAGUCGAGCUUGUCAUGAGGUCCUAUGAGGCACCGGCCCGGGCCACGGAGGGCGGCACUCUGUGAUCCGGGGGGGAGCGUCCCGUGAGACGUGCGCAUGGACUCUCUUCGGAGGGUUGGUGCGCACAGGCCCCAGCGGAGGGGGCGGGGAGCUCUCCAGGUGCGGAGGAUCACCUGGUAAAAUGAAGGGAGAUGGCACGGUGGGGGGAGAUGCCCUGGCCAAAACGAAAAAGGUGGCGAGAAAGGCAGGGCCGGCUCUGGCUAAGAUUCAAUGCAGAGCACCGAUCAUUCGAGGAGUCGAAAGGGCA
Molecule: messenger RNA, 465 nt
Organism: Closterium sp. NIES-67
Lineage: Eukaryota; Viridiplantae; Streptophyta; Zygnematophyceae; Desmidiales; Closteriaceae
Source: the annotation of a GenBank genome assembly